This is a messenger RNA of Paraphaeosphaeria sporulosa, 413 nucleotides long. RefSeq lists its product as uncharacterized. The record is from RefSeq and is a predicted model, not a curated record. The transcript has a single exon. NCBI's taxonomy places the organism in Eukaryota, Fungi, Ascomycota, Dothideomycetes, Pleosporales, Didymosphaeriaceae. The coding region runs from base 87 to 410 and encodes 107 amino acids.
CGAGGGCCAUCCAAAGCGAGCCCUGAGGCUACGCACACUGGCCGCAGUGAAGAAGAGCAUCUCCGUCCCGUGCUUCGAAGCAGUUCAUGCAUUUGCUUGCCUAUCUCUUUGCUUCGCUCCGCUGCCACCAUCUCCCUUCUUCAGUGAUCAGCCCCGGCAGUAUCGAGACACAACGUCAUACCACGACGCUGCUCGCAUUUCAAGGCCGAAUCCGAGUUCAUGGCUCCAUGUCCGACAUUUGCUCAACAACCGAAAUGUACGCAAGGAUGACUGAGGUGGCUCCAAGCGCUCGUAACGUGCCUGUGAGCAACGACAUCUCGCCGCUGCUCACCUUGAGCUCAUCGAGCAAAAGGAACCUGAAGAGGUUUCAGAGCCUGUGCCAUCGGAAUUCUCGCGUCGUGAGAGAGUAAGGC